This is a messenger RNA of Phytophthora sojae, 1464 nucleotides long. RefSeq lists its product as hypothetical. Gene Ontology annotation, cellular component: membrane. The transcript has 2 exons. The record is from RefSeq and is a predicted model, not a curated record. Bases 1 to 1464 code for a protein of 487 amino acids. Gene Ontology annotation, biological process: transmembrane transport; carbohydrate transport. NCBI's taxonomy places the organism in Eukaryota, Oomycota, Peronosporomycetes, Peronosporales, Peronosporaceae. Gene Ontology annotation, molecular function: carbohydrate:proton symporter activity.
AUGGCGGGCGGGCCGAUCGUGAGCACGCAGCACCCCGACAUCGACGACACACCGACCGAGGGCUCGCGCACCUAUGCCAUCGUCGUGUGCGUGUUCGCCGCGCUCGGCGGCAUGUUCUUCGGCUAUGACCAGGGCGUGACGUCGUCCAUGCUCAUCAUGGACUCGUUCCUCUACGACUACUGCGUCGGCUGGCACAACUUCACCUACGAGGAGUGCACGCGCUCCACGUCCGACCUGCCGGACGAGUGGACCACCUUCACGGUCUGGUACAACAUGGCCUACAACCUGGGCUGCCUUGUGGGCGCCUUCAUCGGCGGCUUCGUGGCCGACAAGCUCGGCCGCCGCGCCACGAUCUUCUGCGCCGGCCUGCUCUUCUGCGGCGGCACGUGCUGGGUUUGCUUCAACAAGUCGCAGGCGCACACGCUCAUGUACAUCGCCCGCAUCAUCCAGGGCUUCGGCGUGGGCAACUCGUCCUUCUCGCUGCCGCUGUUCGGCGCCGAGAUGGCCCCCAAGGAGCUGCGCGGCAUGCUCUCGGGCUUCAUGCAGAUGACUGUGGUCAUCGGACUCUUCUUGGCCAACGUCGUCAACAUCAUCGUGUACAACCACGACCGUGGCUGGCGCACAACCAACGGCAUCUCCAUGGCACCGCCUAUCGUGGUGCUGCUGGGCAUCUGGUUCGUACCGGAGAGUCCUCGCUGGACAUACAGGCACAAGGGCAAGGAGGAGGCCGAGCGUGUCCUCAAGCGCCUCCGCCAGACCGACAACGUGGGCCACGAGCUGGAGGUGAUCGGCGACCAGAUCGCAGAGGAGGAGGCCGACGACAAGGGGCUGCUGGAGAUCUUCGAGCCGAGUGUCCGCAAGCGCGUGAUCAUCGCGAUGAUGCUGCAAGUGCUGCAGCAGGCCACGGGCAUCAACCCCAUCAUGAGCUACGGCGCUCUCAUCUUCAAGGACAUCACGAACGCCGGCAUCUACGCGGCCUUCUUCCUCUCGGGCGUCAACUUCCUCAGCACCAUCCCGGCCAUGCGAUGGGUGGACACGUUCGGCCGCCGCCAGCUUCUGCUCAUCGGCGCUGUGGGCAUGGUGGGCGGCUGGUUCAUCUGCGUGGGCUCGGCCUUCUUCGUGUUCAACUUCGCCAUCUCGUGGGAGCCCGUGUGCUGGAUCUACCCGGCUGAGAUCUUCCCGUUGGGCGUGCGCGCGCUGGCCGUGGCGCUGUCGACGGCGGCCAACUGGGCCAUGGGCGCCGUCAUGACGGAGGUGGUCAAGCUCUUCCCGCACCUGAACAUCAACGGUGUGUUCUUCCUGUUCGCGGGUCUGUGCUGCAUCUGCGGCGUGUUCGUGUACUUAUUCUGCCCGGAGACGAAGGGCAUCAUGCUCGAAGACAUCGAGGCGCUGUUCCACAGCGGCGGCAAGCCCAAGUCGCCUGCGUUCGUGGAGAUCAAGUCUCCGCAGCAGUCGCUGGUCUAA